Vitis riparia (riverbank grape) is the source of this 1097-nucleotide messenger RNA. Its product is annotated as acid phosphatase 1-like. NCBI's taxonomy places the organism in Eukaryota, Viridiplantae, Streptophyta, Magnoliopsida, Vitales, Vitaceae. Gene Ontology annotation, molecular function: acid phosphatase activity. The transcript has 3 exons. The coding region runs from base 124 to 897 and encodes 257 amino acids. The record is from RefSeq and is a predicted model, not a curated record.
CCACAGUAUUUAUAGCAUAUCCAUCCCACAUCCCACACCCAACCUAUACUCUCUCCCUAUUCGCUUCUCAAUCCAGACCCAGAAAGCUCCUUCGAAAUCGAAGGGCUUUCUCGGUUUCCUCCCAUGGAUUCCGGCCGCCUUCUCCUCUUCUCCCUCUCUCUCGCCCUCAUUUCUCGCGCCUUUUCCGAUUCCCUCAUCCGAAUCACGCCUGAUCGCCGCAGCUCCACCAAGCUCUCCAGAGACGAUGUCCUCUUCUGUGAUAGCUGGAGAUUCACCGUCGAGACCAACGACGCCGGAGUCUGGGUGUCUGUUCCCGACAGGUGCGUGCAGUGGGUAAAGGAUUACAUGACCGGCGACCGGUACAGGUCGGACUCGGAGUUCGCGGCCGACGACUCGCUGUCAUUCGCCAAGACGGUGCAGAUUGCCGGCGAUGGCAAGGACGUCUGGGUUUUCGACAUCGACGAGACCCUGCUCUCCAAUCUGCCCUACUACGCGGCCCACGGUUUCGGGUCGGAGGCCUUUGAUGAAACAACAUUCGAUGAAUGGGUGAAUUUGGCUGAGGCACCUGCUUUGCAGGCGAGUUUGAGGUUGUACAGGGAGGUUGAACAGCUGGGAUUCAAGAUAGUUCUGAUAACUGGGCGGAUUGAACCCCAGAGGAAUGUCACAGAGAAAAACCUUGUAUAUGCGGGGUACAGUAAUUGGGAAAGGCUUUUCUUAAGGGGACGUGCAGAUAGUGGCAAAACAGCCCUAGUCUACAAGUCUGAGAAGCGAAGGGAGUUAGAAGAUGAGGGUUAUAGGAUUCAUGGAAGCUCUGGAGAUCAGUGGAGUGACUUGUUGGGUUUCGCAGUAGCUAGACGGUCCUUUAAACUUCCAAAUCCAAUGUACUACAUUCCUUAAUGCAAAAAAAACUAAUAAUAGCAUUAGGCAGUUGUGCCAAUGUUAUUGUAAUUCAUUUGCUUGUUUGGAAGUUCUUAGACUGGUUAUUCACCACAAUUCUUUCAAACAAUUUGUAUGUACUUGUGGUUUUGAGAGGUUGUAGGUGCUUACAAGGCCUGUCUUGUUAACGUUGUUGGUUAAUCUCUUGAGUUCUUGCUUCC